This is a messenger RNA of Cinara cedri, 574 nucleotides long. Lineage: Eukaryota; Metazoa; Arthropoda; Insecta; Hemiptera; Aphididae. The record is from the annotation of a GenBank genome assembly.
AUUGGUUUAAAAAAGUAUUGAGUGUCAAUAAAACUGUAAGUUCUGGUAAUAAAGUUAAACAGGAACCUGCACUCACUCCUAUUAGUGAUAUAGAAAACAUUCUAAAUAAAGCUAUAGUAGGCGAUUAUUCGGAGCUAGAUGAUAUCGUAAGGAGCAGUCAAAAGAAUGAUAAAAAUCGAUUUGUUAUACUGAAUUCUGAAAAUUUCAAGAAUUUCUGUUCACAAUGGCUUAAAUUAGAAAUAGAAAGUAGGAGUGAUCAUCAAUAUAUAUAUUCGAAUAUACUCUCGCACUAUAACCGUAAUGAACAGUUCGAAUAUAAGUAUUAUAGAAGCGAGCUUUUAUUAUUAGCAAUUGCAGCUAAUGAUCAGCUUGCAGAAAGAUACCAUAAAGGGCUUUUCGCUGAGAAAAAUUUAAGUCUUUUACCACUGCUGGUUGGUGGUAAAUGGUAUGUAUCAGAGUUUAUAGAAAGAUUUCCUGAGCUUUAUCAAGAGCAAAAAUUGAAAGAAAAAACAAUUUUAUCGAAUGAGCAAACUAUAGGCUUCUUUUCAGUCAUAGCUGCUAAUAAAUAUCAAGA